AUCAUCAAGAAUACUUCAAAGACUUCAUAGCGAAAACAAAUUUAAUUUCUAUUUUCAGUUCUUUUCUUCAUAAUAAAGAAAUUGAAGCGUGAGAUUUUUGUGUUGUCUGUUUUGUAAAAUGAUGGGAGGCAAGAUUACUAUCAAAGUGGUGAUUGUGGGUGAUGGAACGUGUGGGAAAACUUCACUGCUGCACAGACUGAAAACAAAUGAGUUCCCCCAAACAUACAUACCGACAGUGUUUGAGAAUUUUGUGUGGGAGACAGUGCUUGAGAGUGGACAGCUUGUGGAUCUGCAUCUGUUCGACACAGCUGGACAGGAAGACUACGACAGGAUCCGUCCCUUGUCUUAUCAAGAAGCAGAGAUAGUCAUGUUCUGCUAUGACAUCGGUAGGCCGGAGACCUUCAAUGACGUGUCCUCCAAAUGGGUGAAGGAGAUAGACUACUACUUGCACCAACAGAGGCCACUCAAGUUCCUAGUCGGCCUCAAAAGUGAUCUGCGCGACAUGGACGACCCGAUGUCCUCCCCCGCGACAGGAGUGUCUGACUUCAGCACCACCACCGAGCCCCCUCCCCCUCUCGUGACCCCGGAACAGGCAGAAGAGGUAGCCUCCAAGAAAUUCUUCGAGCAUUGGGGCGACUGCAGUGCCAAGACGGGCAGUAACGUCCAGGAUACGUUCCAGAGGGCAGCCAUCAUGGGGAGCACUCGUAAAAAUGUGGCUGACCCGAACGGUUGUUGCGUAGUAUUGUGAUGUGUGAAAUUCCGGCUUCUUUCUUUGAAAAAAAAAGCAAAACAAAGACAUCGACGAAUGUUUCCAAGUUAUUCUCUUAUUUUACUAUAAAUUUAUACUAUUUAUUUAUACA
Messenger RNA from Symsagittifera roscoffensis, 860 nucleotides. RefSeq lists its product as uncharacterized. NCBI's taxonomy places the organism in Eukaryota, Metazoa, Xenacoelomorpha, Acoela, Convolutidae. The transcript has 4 exons. Gene Ontology annotation, biological process: small GTPase-mediated signal transduction. Bases 119 to 748 code for a protein of 209 amino acids. The record is from RefSeq and is a predicted model, not a curated record. Gene Ontology annotation, molecular function: GTPase activity; GTP binding.